GCUUUGGAGACGUCUCUUCUUGAAGUACAGGUUCAUCUUUCCAAGAGGACUCAACCCAUCCAUGGCCACUGCAAAAUUGGAAGCAUUAAUGAAGCCACCCGUCAACAGCAAGAGUAUUGACAGAACUCACUGUACUAAUACUACACAGCGUUUGAAAAAGAGAAAACGGUCUGUGUACGAGCAAGAUUUACAUGAUGAGGACGAGAAUGGCCGGAUACAACGUCAGAGUCGAAAGGGACUUCUACGGAGGUCAUACCAAUCCCAAACUCAAAAUCAAUACCAAAACCAGUGCUGGAAGGCGCUCUAUAAACUCAACUACAAUUGGAUCAUGGGUCAAGCUAGAGUAGCGAGUGUGUCUGUCCAAGAUAUGUUCCUACGAGACCAAAAUGUCCUGGGGAUGAAUAUCAAUUCGACCGAGCAUAUUAACAUGGAUAUUAAUCGGUCAAAGAGAUAUACGCUUCAAUCACCACCUAUUGUUCAGUUUAAAGGAUCUGUCAUCCUUAUUGUCAGUCCUAACAAUCUAGUUCAUCUAUGGAGAGUUCAGUCCGUCACCGACUUGCUUUCCUCUUCUUCUUCGACGAGUGCCGCUCAGUCAUGCUCAUCAUCAACAUCACCAUUACUAUCAUCACCAUCCACGAGAUGCGGUGGCCAGCCUGAAUUUUGGCAGACCUAUCGGAGCAGCAGUAGCAAUCGCUCGGAGCGGAUGCAAACGCCGCUACAACGGCAGGAAGAAGAAGAGGGUAGAGAGGAGCACAGGGCUGAUCAUACGCUUCCCAAGAUCACUUGUCUAUCAUUAGAUUCUUCUGUCAAGAACAUUACAAGUGGUUGGCAAAAAGUCAUGGUUGGAUUCGAGUCGGGUCAUUUUGCCAUCUUUGAAUACGCUCAACAGCCGCAGCAGCUGCAGGAACAGGGACAGCAAGGACAGCAGGAUAGCCAAGUAACAGCCAAAAUUGCGGAUGCUCGCAAAAGCAUAGCUGGUAAUCUAUCAUCGACUUCAGCAUUAUCGCCUGUUGAUGGCAAUAUACAAACAAAUCCAAAGACAACUCUACGAGAGAUUGGCAAUACUAUGGAUUUAAAAUCCUGGAGUGAAGUGGGACGAAUCCAAACAGCAUCGUUCCUCUAUCCGGUCUUGAUCACCUGUUCUAAUGAUGGUGCCAUCUCGAUUUACUUGAUCCAGUCAGAGGCGUCGUCACCACCGCCAUCAACAGAAAGGUCAGGAGGGGACCGUAGUAGCCCCCAUCAUUGGUGCCGAUUGCUGCACAGACUUUAUGGGACAUCAACAGAAUCGCCCAUAGGCGUUGAUCUGGAGCAGAUCAAAGAAGUUGCCACUUCUACUAAUUCUGACAAUAGUCCAUUGAGGAGAGAAAACGGUGACGAUGACAAAGAGAAGGGCAGACGAACUGAGUCAAAACAAUGGAGGGCUCUCAUUAGUUUUGGAUUGGAGCUCCAUGAUGGGUCUUGGACUGUACGGCUACAGGAGAUUGAGUUCGACGAACACUAUAUCCUUCACUCGAUGGAGAUUGGAGCGGAGGGCGACAGCUAUGGCAGUAUGACUGAAAUCAAGGAUGGUUUUUAUGACACGCAUAAUAUUAAUAACGGUGGGAGUACAAGUAUCAUUGAUGAGGAGCAAGACGAAGAAGACUUGAUCUUUCCAACAUAUUUCAGUAAAUCAGCCGAGUCUACUGCUGUUGGCCAUCAUGCACGGAUAGGACCUAUCUCGACCAUCAGCAUCUCGUGGCCAUUUGUAGUGACGACACAUAGUGAUAAUACCAUGAAUGUCUUCCAGAUGGCACGGGAGAUCAUCAAUCCAAAAACGACAACAAUGACGACGACAUCAACAUUCGGCAGUUAUGGUACUCCCUGGUUAAAUAUAACCUCAGAUACUCGCACCCGUCUAGAAAAGCGUUUACGGUUUCAGCAUCUUUCCACACUCUAUGGGCAUUGUGGGGCAGUAUCAAGUGUUUCGAUUGAAUCGCGUUCUGGUAGAUUAGUCAGUGCCAGUAUGGACAGGUCUAUCAAAGUAUGGACGAUGGCAAUGAAGAAUCAUGAGGAUGACCGACUGGAACAUCAACGGGUCCAUCAAUGCGCUGUCUCUAUGAGCGAUAUCAACAAGAGCUGGACGGAGAGUGGACAGGUCACGAAGGAAGAAGGUCUGGGACUGAUCUGGGUUGGCUCUGAUGAAGAGAAGAUUGUGAGCAUGAAUUGUGAUGGCACCGUCAAAAUUUGGCAGUUUUCUUAAGAAAAAGAAAAAAGGAUAAAGUCUUUUUUGUGCAUUCUUUUUAUUUUAUUUUAUUUUAUUUUUUUUAAUUUAUUUA
Molecule: messenger RNA, 2315 nt
Organism: Lobosporangium transversale
Lineage: Eukaryota; Fungi; Mortierellomycota; Mortierellomycetes; Mortierellales; Mortierellaceae
Exons: 1
Coding region: 62-2239 (725 amino acids)
Biological process (GO): transcription initiation at RNA polymerase II promoter
Cellular component (GO): transcription factor TFIID complex
Molecular function (GO): RNA polymerase II general transcription initiation factor activity; protein binding
Source: RefSeq, a predicted model, not a curated record